This is a messenger RNA of Aspergillus viridinutans, 327 nucleotides long. RefSeq lists its product as uncharacterized. The record is from RefSeq and is a predicted model, not a curated record. The coding region runs from base 1 to 327 and encodes 108 amino acids. The transcript has 2 exons. Lineage: Eukaryota; Fungi; Ascomycota; Eurotiomycetes; Eurotiales; Aspergillaceae.
AUGGCGGGUACAUUUCAACAAUGCGAGAUCAGACACCACACCAACUCCAAGUGUGAUAGACUUGAUCAGCCACGGCCACGUCCUGUGGGCUGUUAUUGCCCAAAGCACCUCGUUUCGGCGGGUGCUACAAUCAUAUAUGUCAAUCGGGAUGGGCCCUGGUGGCGUACCGACCCCAACAACAACAACGGCGGCGGCAAUGACGGCGACAAGGAGGAAGAGGAGGAAGAGGAGAAGGAGAAGAAGGAGAGGAAGGAGGAGAAGAGGAAGAAGAGGAGGAGAUAUACGACGAUGGGUCAGACGAAGUCUAAAACCUGUGAUCAACUAUGA